This is a messenger RNA of Lotus japonicus, 4513 nucleotides long. RefSeq names its product pentatricopeptide repeat-containing protein At4g39530-like. Gene Ontology annotation, biological process: RNA modification. Gene Ontology annotation, molecular function: RNA binding; protein binding. The record is from RefSeq and is a predicted model, not a curated record. Bases 17 to 2290 code for a protein of 757 amino acids. The transcript is spliced from 3 exons. Lineage: Eukaryota; Viridiplantae; Streptophyta; Magnoliopsida; Fabales; Fabaceae.
UGAAGUUGAAUUUGUAAUGAGUGGAUUCUGUGCUGUGCCUCAGCUUGAACCAUUUUUGCUAUCACUAGCAAAGUCAUCAAAGUCCAUAACACUGAAACAAUGCAACCAAAUCCAUGCAAAGCUCAUAGUCACCCAAUGCAUUUCACAAACCCACUUAGCCAACACCCUUUUGAGUUUCUACUCAAAAUCUUCCCACUUUCGCCAUGCCCACCUUCUGCUCGACCAAAUGCCUCACAGGAAUGUUGUUACAUGGACAACCUUAAUUUCCUCGCACCUUCGAGCUGGGUCUGUUCCAAAAGCAUUCCAGUUGUUCAAUGACAUGCGUGUGAUGGAUGAGAGACCCAAUGAGUACACCUUCUCUGUUCUGCUUCGUGCUUGUGCCACCCCUGCUUUGUGGAAUGUGGGGUUGCAGAUUCAUGGUGUGCUUGUCCGCUCUGGGCUUGAGAGAGACAAGUUUGCUGGGAGCUCUUUGGUGUAUAUGUACUCCAACAAUGGCAGUAACCUCAGGGAUGCAUGUUGUGUUUUUCAUGACUUGUUGGAGAGAGACCUUGUUGCCUGGAAUGUUAUGAUUUCUGGGUUUGCUCAAGUUGGAGACUUCUGUAUGGUUCAGAGGUUGUUUUCUGAAAUGUGGGAGGUAGAAGGAUUGAAACCUGAUAAUAGAACUUUUGUUAGUUUGCUUAAAUGUUGUUCUACAUUGGGAGAGGUAAUGCAAAUCCACGGGCUUGCAUCCAAGUUUGGUGCUGAAACCGAUGCUGUAGUGAGUAGUGCUAUGGUUGACUUGUAUGCCAAGUGUGGGGACGUGAGUUCUUGCAGGAAAAUCUUUGACUCAAUGGAGGAGAAGGAUAAUUUUGUUUGGAGUUCUAUCAUUUCAGGCUAUACCGUAAAUAAUAGAGGAGAGGAAGCUGUGCAUUUCUUCAAGGACAUGUGUAAGCAAAGGGUGAAACCAGAUCAGCAUGUGUUAUCUAGCACUUUGAGAGCUUGUGUUGAAAUAGAGGAUUUGAACACAGGAGUUCAAGUGCAUGGCCAAAUGAUAAAGAAUGGGCAUCAAAACGAUUGUUUUGUAGCUAGUGUGUUGUUGACACUGUAUGCCAAUUUUGGUGGACUAAGGGAUGCGGAAAAGUUGUUUAGAAGAAUUGAUGACAAAGAUAUUGUAGCAUGGAACUCAAUGAUCUUGGCGCAUGCUCAGCUGGGUCAGGGAUCUAGUCGCUCUAUGCAACUAUUACAAGAACUUCAUCGAACAACCUCCUUGCAAAUUCAAGGUGCCACUCUAAUUGCUAUUUUGAAGUCUUGUAAGAAUAAAUCAGAUUUACCUGCAGGUAGACAGAUUCACUCACUUGUAAUGAAAUCAAGUGUAAGUCAUCCUACUUUGGUUGGCAACGCAUUAGUCCAUAUGUACUCUGAAUGCGGACAGAUUGGCGAUGCGUUUAAAGCUUUUGUUGACAUUGUGUGCAAAGAUGAUAGUUCUUGGAGUUCUAUUAUUGGAACUUAUAAGCAAAAUGGAAUGGAAUCAGAAGCUUUAGAGUUAUGCAAAGAGAUGUUAGCUGAAGGAAUCACUUUUACCAGUUAUAGCCUUCCGCUGUGUAUUUCAUCUUGCUCACAACUUUUAGCUAUAAAUGUGGGUAAACAAUUCCAUGUUUUCGCUAUCAAGUCCGGUUACAACCAUGAUGUCUAUGUCGGGAGUUCCAUCAUAGAUAUGUAUGCUAAAUGUGGACACAUGGAGGACUCAAAGAAAGUAUUUGAUGCACAAGUAAAGCCAAAUGAAGUAAUUUAUAAUGCCAUGAUUUGUGGAUAUGCACAUCAUGGACAAGCAAAGCAAGCAAUAGAAAUAUUCACUAUGUUAGAGAAGAAUGGUGUAACCCCAAAUCAAGUAACUUUCUUAGCUAUGCUAUCUGCUUGUAGCCAUGCGGGUUAUAUAGAAGAUACUUUGAAUUUAUUUACAUUGAUGCUUUACAAGUACAAGAUUAAGCCAGAAUCUGAGCACUAUUCAUGCCUAGUUGAUGCCUAUGGUCGGGCGGGAAGGCUGGAGGAAGCUUACCAAAUAGUGCAAAAAGACGGAAGUGAAUCAGCAUGGAGGACAUUGCUUAGUGCUUGUAGGAAUCAUAAUAACACAAAAAUUGGAGAAAAAUCUGCAAAGAAGAUGAUUGAAUUGAAUCCCAGUGAUCAUGCUUCAUAUAUUCUUCUUUCAAACAUUUACAUAGAAGAAGGAAAAUGGGAAGAAGCUCGUGACUGCAGGGAGAAAAUGGCUAAAACUGGUGUGAAGAAAGAUCCAGGAAGUAGCUGGUUGAUCUGAGGAACAGAGACCCAGUGGGGGAUGUGUUCUAUGCUAAUGACUCAUCAUUACUGGAGUGAAGUAUGAUCCCUUGUGCCAACCGUCUUCUUCUUCAACCCGUCCACUUGGUCAUGUCAUGUCUCCAUAGGCAGGGUCUUUGCCAUUGAUUUGAACAACAUAUCUCAUAACAUAGCAGGCGCUGAGUGCUAUCCCAUCCACCUUGGAGCAUUGAGCCGUUAACAAGCUGGUUUUCAUGAAGUGAUUAAUUGGCAGUAGCUGUAAGAGAGAGGUAUGGAGGGCACAAACAAAGCAUUGGAACCGUGAUAAAAAGGCAAUAUAAAGGGUUUUGAAGGGUUGUCAUUUUACGUAAAAGGUGAAAGUAAUAGCUGCAAAGUAGGUGGUGGCGUUUUUUUGGUUGAUGAUGAUUGGCAUAAUGGCAUGACACUAAUGCUGAAUCUAAUGAAACUCAUGACACAGCUCAUCAAUUGGCAAUUAAUGGAUCAUCUGACAACACCAACAUGAACCUAAAGAGGCUUAGUUUCAAAGAAACUAGUAAAUGAGAUUUUAGUUCUUUGGGGAUGGCAUACACAUUCUAAUCUAUACACAGUCUGCUAAAGCGAAUGGCUUUUAUGUCCGUAGAGGCGAGAUUCUGAGAAGCAAAAAGAAUAGUGAGUUAUUGCAGCAAGAAUUUGUGUAACAAGUAAGUUCGUCAUCUAGAGGACGUAAAUUCUUAAGAUAGGAGAGGAGGUGUGACCCGAGAGCUGAAUCACAUAAUCAUCAAAGGUGACUCUUGUUUUAUUGAAUCACAUAAUCAUUUGCUUCAAUUCAAAAGAAAAGAUUGAAAUUCAAUAGUUCUUCAAUCUAUUACAGGUUAGUUCUUGAAUAUAUGUUUUAGCUUCUCAUUGUGUUUCAUGGACUUCAGUUCUUAUUGUGCUAUAAAAUGAUAUGAAAUACAAGAGGUGGUAGUUAUCCUUCACUACCCUCAUGAUUUUCGUCAAAUAAGACAUAUAAUUUUGCCACAUCAACAUUUCUUGCGCUUCUUUCAAUAUUCCUUUGUAACAUAUAACAUUGCUGAAGUUUCUAGAGCUUAAGUGUCAAAUCCAAUGGUUUCACCUCAGCGUUGUCGUCAUCAGUGUUAACCAAGUCAAUGAAAUCGAUCUUCUUAAUGGGCUUCUCCAGCUGCGUGAUAUAUGCCUUAGUGCCACCAUAUGCAGAUUCUUCUGGCUUACUUUGUGGCGUUGGCGAUGGUGCUAACAUUCUACCAGCAACAGUAUUAUUCCCUGCAGAUGAAAGAGCAUGAAGCUGUGGUGGAAGUUGCAUUUUCCUAACUGGUUGUGAAGAACCAACCUGGUCACCAGGACUGAAAAAUAUGUUUCUUCUCGGCUGUGACAUGGUCAUAGGUUGUGGUGGUGAGUGGAAAAACCAGCCAUCAUUGAUGUUUUGCUGGGUCUCUAUGCCUGUGGGAAUUGGAAAAGUGGCUGGGAAGCGAUGGGAAACAUGUUGUGUUUGGGAAUAGAGCCUUCUCAUGGCACUCUCUUCAUGUUUAAUGUGAGAGUCAACAUGGGUUAUGUCUAUGAGGGCUUGAGUGCUCGGGAAAGCACUGUUGCAGUGUGUGCAUGGGUUUUGGCCUGUGUUGUUGUGAGGUGGGUGUUGUGCAUAGUUCAACACUUCAUGGUUCAAGUUACAAAAGCAAUUGGCCAUGGUGGUGAAAAAUGGCAAAGGGUUUUGGGAAGAUUUGAUAUGAUCACAGGAACCAGGGUAGGUAAACGUAUAAUUGAGCACUUCAUAUAACUCAUAUAGGGGGCUUUUAUAAGUUAUAACUGACAAAAUAAUGUGUGUGUGAACAUCUUGAUUAACUUGCAUAUAAUAUGCAUGUAGCAGAUAUGGUAAUUAGUUAAUUAAUUACUUUGACAGCUAAUUUGUUUAUAUAGCAAAAAAUUUAUGGCAUUCUGAAAAUGAUAAAGCGUUUGAUUGAUUUAAUCUAGCACUGUAUCAUUUACAUUUAGUGUAUAUAAUUAUUGUAAAUUGUAGCUACAGCCUAGAGGCUACUUAUGGAACGAGAAAUAAAAGUUAGUACUAUUGUUGAUCUUAUUGGAGGGUACUAACUGGGUAAGUAUACCUCAAUUGUAUUGCUGGAUUGCAUAGACAAACUAUGGAAAGGUCAUCAAUUAUUGAAAUCACCUAUGGGUAAAGAACCACGGAAAACUCGGUUGCAAAGUGUGAGGUGCGUGUUGUGCAUAAUUU